AUGGAAAACUCAACACAGGUUGUGUCAUUUGUGUUGACUAUGUAUGGGAACAUAGGAAACUUCAAGUACCUGUAUUUCAUUCUGGCAAUGCUGUUUUACAUAUUAGUGAUUUUUGUCAAUGCAGUUGUAAUUGCCAUUAUUUAUGUGGACAGAAAUCUGCAUGAGCCCAUGUAUCUAAUCCUCUGUGGUUUGCUGGCUAACGAAAUAUAUGGUAGUACAAGUUUGCUGCCUUGUUUAAUGGCACUUUCUGACACACAUGAAAUUUCUGUCUUUUACUAUUUCAUACAAAUAUUUUGUAUUCAUACGUAUGGAGGUAUUGAAUAUGCAAUUUUAACAGUCAUGGCUUAUGACAGAUAUGUGUGUAUCUGUAAGCCUUUACAUUAUAAUGUGAUCGUAACCAAAAGAAAAAUACAAAAAGUUAUUGUAGCUGUCUGGAUAUUAUUUUUUUUAGAAGUUGGAGUUUUGUUGUCUUUCACCAUUCCUUUAAAAUUUUGUGGAAAUACUAUCGACAGAGUUUUUUGUAGCAACCAUCUUGUAUCCCAACUUUCUUGUUCAUCACACACAGAAAUGUCACAUAUUCAUGACAUGGUCUUUGGCCUUGUUUUUGCUGUCUUCAUGCCUACAAGUUUCAUUUUAUUCACGUAUAUAAAGAUCCUGGCUGUGUGUUUAAAUUCUUCUAAAGAGACCAAACAAAAAGCUGUCAGCACCUGCACUCCACAUCUUGUUGCACUUCUCAACUUUGGAUUCAGCAGUUCUUAUGAGUUUAUUACUGAGAGAUUUGAUAUGACUUUUGUUCCAUAUCCACUGCGUGUGACUUCAUGUGUGUAUGUCUUGAUAUGUCAACCUGUUUUAAGUCCCAUCAUGUACGGUCUCAAACUGUCAAAAAUUAGACAUGCAUGUAAAAACUUGGUUGCAUCAAAAACAUAA
Molecule: messenger RNA, 927 nt
Organism: Myripristis murdjan (pinecone soldierfish)
Lineage: Eukaryota; Metazoa; Chordata; Actinopteri; Holocentriformes; Holocentridae
Product: olfactory receptor 10A6-like
Biological process (GO): G protein-coupled receptor signaling pathway; detection of chemical stimulus involved in sensory perception of smell
Cellular component (GO): membrane
Molecular function (GO): odorant binding; olfactory receptor activity; G protein-coupled receptor activity
Source: RefSeq, a predicted model, not a curated record